GAGCGUCGGCGGCCGGGGCUCGGCGGGGCCGCGGCCAUGGCUUCCGGCGGCUGGCGCUGGGCUCGGAAGGCGCUGGCUGCCGGGCGGCCGCUGUUCCGGGGCCGCGCGCUGCUCGUCACCAACACGCUGGGCUGCGGCACGCUCAUGGCCGCGGGCGACGGCGCGCGGCAGGCCUGGGAGGUGCGCGCGCGGCCGGGACAGAGCUUCAGCGCGCGGCGCUCAGCCAGCAUGUUCGCGGUGGGCUGCAGCAUGGGCCCCUUCCUGCACUUCUGGUACCUGUGGCUGGACCGCCUCGUCCCCGCCGCCGGCCUGCGCAGCCUCCCGAGCGUGAUGAAGAAGGUCCUGGUGGAUCAGGUGGUGGCGUCUCCCAUUCUGGGCGUCUGGUACUUCCUGGGCCUUGGCAGCCUGGAGGGCCAGACGCUGGAGGAGAGCUGCCAGGAGCUGCGGAGCAAGUUCUGGGACUUCUACAAGGCUGACUGGUGCGUCUGGCCAGCUGCUCAGCUGGUGAACUUCCUGUUCGUCCCGUCACAUUUCCGAGUCACCUACAUCAACGGGCUGACGCUGGGCUGGGACACCUAUCUCUCCUACCUGAAGUACUGGGACCCUGAACCCCUUCCGACUCCAGGCUGCGCAGCGGACUGAGCUGGAAGGCUGGAAGCGCUGUGGAUGAGUAGGUGGAUGGCCGCACUCCCCUAGGAGGUUCCGGGGCAGGCCAGAGCUCUGGGCCUGUCCAAAGCCCAGGCUGACUGACCUGGACCAGCCGCCCCUCGGAGUCCACGUGGACAGUUCCCACGUGGAACAGCCUCCAGCACCGGCUGUCAGUCGCCAGGUUUUUCAGUCGGACCAAGCAGUCCCGUCAGCCUGCAGUUGUGACUCUGGCUCGAUUGCGGCCCAAGCAGUCCCCUGAGGUUCCCUGGACCCCAGGUGACAGAGGCAGAGAUGUGCCCUACGGCCUUGGAAUGGGGUCUGGUUUGGCCUCAAAAAACUUCAUGCGAGGUUGGGCAGCCGUGUGGAAAUGUCAUUAAAUCCUCUUUAAUCACAA
Peromyscus californicus insignis is the source of this 1042-nucleotide messenger RNA. It is a transcript of the gene Mpv17l2, whose product is annotated as MPV17 mitochondrial inner membrane protein like 2. Gene Ontology annotation, biological process: mitochondrial ribosome assembly. The transcript has 5 exons. NCBI's taxonomy places the organism in Eukaryota, Metazoa, Chordata, Mammalia, Rodentia, Cricetidae. Bases 37 to 642 code for a protein of 201 amino acids. The record is from RefSeq and is a predicted model, not a curated record. Gene Ontology annotation, cellular component: membrane; cytoplasm.